AGUCAAACGAUGAGUGCCAGUACUCUUGUGACUGUGGCUUCGGCCGCUUCUGGUAUUGCUAUUGUUGUCUGUGUUUUCACAGUUGGAAUGAUCUUCAAUGACAUCAACUCAUUCUACGAUGAGAAGAUCGGAGAGCUCAAGGAGUUCAAGGGAUACGAGCAAAUCGCUUGGCAGGCAAUGAUCCCAACCACUCGCCCAUCAUCCGGAUCAUCAUUCCUUCUCGGACGUAACAAGAGACAAGCUCAAUGCAACUGUGGCGCUCAAUCCCGUGGAUGCCCAGCUGGACCACCAGGACCACCAGGACAGCCAGGAGCUCCAGGAGAGCAAGGACACCCAGGACUUGCUGGACAGCCAGGAUCUGGAGCAAGAAUCAACCCAGCUACCGGAAGACCAGGAUUCUGCAUCACUUGCCCAGCAGGAGCACCAGGACCAGCUGGACCACCAGGAGCCCCAGGACCAAAGGGUAACAACGGGCAACCAGGAGCCCCAGCUCAAUCCGGAGGACGUGGACCACCAGGACCACGCGGGCCAGCCGGAGAUGCCGGAUCACCAGGACAGCCAGGACACCCAGGAUCGCCAGGAAACCCAGGACGUGGAGGACAACGAAGCCGUGGACUUCCAGGACCAUCAGGAAGACCAGGACCACCAGGACCAGCUGGAGGACCAGGACAGCCAGGACACUCCGGAGGAGCAGGAUCUCCAGGUCCACAAGGACCACCAGGACCAUCCGGACAACCAGGACAUUCUGGAAACGACGGAGUUCCAGGAGCACCAGGAAACCCAGGAUCCCCAGGAGGAGAUGCCGCCUACUGCCCAUGUCCAGCUCGUUCAGCUGCUAUUGCUGCUCGUUCCAGAGUUGCCGCCCGUUCCCGUGUCGCUGCUCGUUCCCGUGUUGUUGCUCGUUCUCGCGUCGUGGCUCGCAAUCGUGUUGCCGCCAAGAGACGUGCCGCUGUCAGAAGACACCGCGUCCAGAAGGCUGUUGCCUAAGUGGCAAAAUGCCGCCAUUCUCUUUAAUAAAUUCAUUUCAUUUC
Molecule: messenger RNA, 1031 nt
Organism: Caenorhabditis elegans
Lineage: Eukaryota; Metazoa; Nematoda; Chromadorea; Rhabditida; Rhabditidae
Gene: col-142
Product: Nematode cuticle collagen N-terminal domain-containing protein
Exons: 2
Coding region: 10-987 (325 amino acids)
Molecular function (GO): structural constituent of cuticle
Source: RefSeq, marked reviewed